AGCACAGAGGCUGCAACUCAAGUGCCAAAAGAACGUGAUGGAGGAGGAAAAACCAUGGGCAUUGAUCUCAGAGCUUGGGGGUCCACAUGGUUACCUUGAAGAGCUAGCUGACAUAGUGAAACAGAACUUCCAGGUCAUCUGCUACAAAGACUUCCUACAGAACCCUGUGCUCCAUGGCUCCAAAAUACAGGCUCUGUUGAACUGGAAGUAUUGCCCUGCGGCUGAGCCUCGGUUGCUCAGGUUGCUUCCCUCCCUUAAAGUUGUUGCCAGUGGAGGAGUGGGAACUGACCACCUGGAUGUGCCAUUCAUCAACAGUCUUGGUGUCAAAGUGGCCAACACACCAGGUGUGGUCAGUGACUCCACUGCAGAUUUAGCCAUGGGGCUGCUUCUGGCUUCAGCUCGCAAGAUUCUUGAGGGUCACCAGAUAGCUACAGACCCAAAGACUGUCCAUAUACCUCAACAUCUGAUGGGAGUUGAGGUGACUGGGGCAACCCUUGGAAUCAUUGGAAUGGGAGACAUUGGGUAUAAGAUUGCCCAAAGAAGCAAAGGCUUUGACAUGAAGAUUCUGUAUCACAAGAGGACCAGGAGGAGUACUGAAGAUGAGCAGGCAGUUGGAGCAAGUUACUGCGAGAACCUGGAUGACCUGCUCAGGUGCUCAGACUUUGUCAUGAUAGCUGUCAGUCUGACCUCAGAGACAUCAGACCUUAUUGGCCACAGGGAGCUAUCCCUCAUGAAGCCUACAGCGACGCUGAUCAACAUCAGCAGAGGUCAGGUUGUCAACCAAGAUGCCUUAGUGGAAGCUCUUCAGUUAGGAACAAUUCGUGCAGCAGCAUUAGAUGUGACUCAUCCUGAACCUUUACCAAGGGAUCACCCGCUGCUUGAGCUUCCUAAUGUGCUGAUCACUCCCCACAUUGGGAUCUCUACCUAUAACACAGCACGUGGGAUUGUGAAGAAGAUGGUAGAAAAUGCCCUGGCUGCAGUGAAAGGCUUACCUCUUCCUAAUGAAGUUAAGCCACAUUGACCAAUCUGAUAAAUCUGAUUUUAU
Molecule: messenger RNA, 1045 nt
Organism: Archocentrus centrarchus (flier cichlid)
Lineage: Eukaryota; Metazoa; Chordata; Actinopteri; Cichliformes; Cichlidae
Product: probable 2-ketogluconate reductase
Exons: 6
Coding region: 38-1021 (327 amino acids)
Cellular component (GO): cytosol
Molecular function (GO): NAD binding; hydroxypyruvate reductase [NAD(P)H] activity; glyoxylate reductase (NADPH) activity
Source: RefSeq, a predicted model, not a curated record